Schistosoma turkestanicum is the source of this 606-nucleotide messenger RNA. The record is from the annotation of a GenBank genome assembly. Lineage: Eukaryota; Metazoa; Platyhelminthes; Trematoda; Strigeidida; Schistosomatidae.
CUGUGAUGACCUUGUGACGGUCCAAUUGUUAGGCGCCCAACUGAGAUUUGCAAUGUUACCUGUAACACUCCUCAAGGCUGCAACCAAUCUUCCUAUGCUUGUUGAGUUGAAAAGUGGCGAAACAUAUAACGGCCACCUUGUUGCCUGUGAUGACUGGAUGAACAUUCAUCUCAAGGAAGUUAUUUGUACAUCUCGAGAUGGUGAUCGCUUUUGGAAAAUGCCGGAGUGUUAUAUUCGCGGAAGCAUAAUAAAGUACUUACGGAUACCAGACGACGUAAUUGAUAAGGUUAAAGAAGACUUGCAGUUAGCUAAAAUGCGUAAUCGCUCUCAGUCUGCGGAUACUGGACGUGGAGGUUUUCAUAGAAAUAAAUCUAAAGGCCGCGGUGGUAAUGCCCCCACCAAUCGAGGUCGUGGAGGAGCAGGACGUGGCGGUAAUGUGUCUGGUGGUCCUGGUCGCGGUGGAGGAUUUCGUGGAAAGUAAGAAAGUCGCUGCUUAUAAUUGCAAAUGUGCUGUUUGCUAUUUUGUACAUACUGACGGACCUACUUAUUUCCUGUUACAGUGUUAUGUAUGAAGCAUUGGUUAAUAAAUUUCAUAUAAAAAUAGUU